Molecule: messenger RNA, 1939 nt
Organism: Baudoinia panamericana UAMH 10762
Lineage: Eukaryota; Fungi; Ascomycota; Dothideomycetes; Mycosphaerellales; Teratosphaeriaceae
Exons: 4
Coding region: 499-1719 (406 amino acids)
Source: RefSeq, a predicted model, not a curated record
UUGCGAUACACAGGGAAUAAAGAGCUUCACCCUGCGCUAUGACGGACGGCUCGUUAAUGACAGCCUCGGAUGCGAGUCAGGCAGCGCAUAAAGUGCGCGACGCCGGUACGUGCUAUUGGCGACGACUCCCUCCGGUGAUCGCAGGGAAGUCUUGCUUGGCACGACACAUGCGCAACUCUUGCGAAAGCGGAACGAUCCGAUGGCGUGGAAGGUGGAGCGGAAGUCACGGAAGCAGAGUCCGUCUUAGUACAAGGCUGGGCUUGAUGCAAGCGGGGUGCGGGGAAGCAUACCAUUUGACUCUGCCGACGUUGAGAGCACAUGUAGCACCAUGGGCGAAUCCUUCGUGGUAUACAAAGUAUGGCGGUGCGUCUUAUCGCGACGAUGAAGCACAGCUGAUUGAGUCUCCGACUUCCCAUCUGACAUCUACCGCUCCGUCAACUUAUCAAAUCGCGAAGACUAACCUUUACAAGGGCAGCCAGCACCGCAAGUCUCAACAACAUGGCGCCUCUCUUUCGGAAGAUCGCCUUCGUGACCGGCGCAAAUGGUAUCUCUGGCAAUGCCAUUAUUGAGCACCUCAUCCGGCAGCCGAGGAGCGAGUGGGCCAAGAUCAUCAUCACUUCACGCAGCCCACUGAAGAAUUACUGGCAGGAUCCCCGCGUCGAGUUUGUUGCCAUCGACUUCCUAAAACCACACGCCGAAAUCGUCGCGGCGAUGGCUCCUUCGUGUUUUGAUGUCACGCAUGCCUUCUUCACCUCUUACGUCCAUACGGACGACUUCACACAGCUACCGACCUACAAUGUCCCGUUGUGGGAGAACUUUCUUGUCGCGCUGGAAACGGUAUCGGGAGCAUCUCUGCAGCGUGUUUGCCUGCAGACUGGCGGGAAGCAUUACGGCGCGCAUUUGGGCCCAAGUCCAUGCCCCUACCGGGAGGACAUGCCACGCUACGACGAUAAGGGUGAGAACUUCUACUACAAGCAAGAAGACUUCAUGUUUGCGCGGCAGAAGAACGCAGCGGCUCGAGGCCAUCAAUGGCACUACAGUAUUAUCAGGCCCAAUGGAAUCAUCGGCUUUACGCCUGCGAAGAAUGGCAUGUCAGAGGCUAUCACGAUGGCCCUGUAUUUCCUCAUUAACCGAGAGCUGGGCACAAACGCGCCUUUUCCAGGCAACCAGUUCUUCUACAACUGCGUUGACGACUGCAGCUCGGCAACAGGCUUGGCAGACAUCUCUGUAUGGGCCAUGUCAAAUGAGCACACCAAGGACGAGGCCUUCAAUUCCGUCAAUGGUGAUACUUAUGUUUGGAGGUACUUCUGGCCUCGGAUCGCUGAUUACUUCGGAGCUAAAGCGAUCGAGCCCGAGGAUCUAAAGCUGAGCGAUGAGAGUCGAGGCUCGUCUCUCAAACACUGCUUUAAAAUGGGACAGUGGGCGGAUGACAAGCGCGAGGUGUGGGAUCGCAUCGUGUCCAAAUAUGGAGGCGAUAAGGCCGCUUUCGAUGCGGGCACGUGGGGUUUCUUUGACUGGGCUACCGGCAAGAACUGGCCAACAGUAUCAUCCAUGUCGAAAGCACGCGCCUACGGUUAUACUCGUGCAGACGACACGUACGAAGUCUUCAUUGAAACCUUUCGGACAUUUGAAAAUGCGGGCAUUCUUCCGCCACACCCGCGACGACAUUUGGAGAACUUUAGGCCGGCACAGACGAAUGGACAUGCCAAUGAUGCUUGAAACAGUGACGAGCAGUGGUGCUGGGAGAUGUACUGUUCUUGGGUAGGUUCCGCUCGUACUGUGGUGUUUGCUUGGUGCAGGCGACAGCGAUGAGAAUCAUUUGCUGCUUUCAGAGUGUCUCGCAAUGAACACUGUUACCACAUGUCCGAGUAUAGCUCUCAAGCCUGACGGAAUGGGAUUUGUUGGAACUGCGCCAUACCCUUCUCUACAUUACACGAGA